AUGGCGCACCGUCAUGGCGCACCGUCAUGGCGCAGCGUCAUGACGCACCGUCAUGGCGCACCGUCAUGGCGCAGCGUCAUGGCGCAGCGUCAUGACGCACCUUCAUGGCGCACCGUCAUGGCGCAGCGUCAUGACGCACCGUCAUGGCGCACCGUCAUGGCGCACCCCUCCCCUUCCUCCCCACCACACCAUCAUCCUCCCCUUCCUCCCCACCACACCAUCAUCCUCCCUUUCCUCCCCACCACACCAUCAUCCUCCCCUUCCUCCCCACCACACCAUCAUCCUCCCUUUCCUCCCCACCACACCAUCAUCCUCCCCUUCCUCCCCACCACACCAUCAUCCUCCCUUUCCUCCCCACCACACCAUCAUCCUCCCCUUCCUCCCCACCACACCAUCAUCCUCCCUUUCCUCCCCACCACACCAUCAUCCUCCCCUUCCUCCCCACCACACCAUCAUCCUCCCUUUCCUCCCCACCACACCAUCAUCCUCCCCUUCCUCCCCACCACACCAUCAUCCUCCCUUUCCUCCCCACCACACCAUCAUCCUCCCCUUCCUCCCCACCACACCAUCAUCCUCCCUUUCCUCCCCACCACACCAUCAUCCUCCCCUUCCUCCCCACCACACCAUCAUCCUCCCUUUCCUCCCCACCACACCAUCAUCCUCCCCUUCCUCCCCACCACACCAUCAUCCUCCCUUUCCUCCCCACCACACCAUCAUCCUCCCCUUCCUCCCCACCACACCAUCAUCCNCAACUGUGGGCACGUGUGGAUACGUGAUAAGUCAACUGUGGGCACGUGUGGAUACGUGAUAAGUCAACUGUGGGCACGUGUGGAUACGUAA
Molecule: messenger RNA, 840 nt
Organism: Hyalella azteca
Lineage: Eukaryota; Metazoa; Arthropoda; Malacostraca; Amphipoda; Hyalellidae
Product: protein TRACHEARY ELEMENT DIFFERENTIATION-RELATED 7A-like
Exons: 2
Coding region: 1-840 (279 amino acids)
Source: RefSeq, a predicted model, not a curated record